AUGACGGCGUCUCCCCCAUUGAGCGCUCCUCGUAGCAUUGAGCAGAGGGUCGACAAGAUUCUGUCAGACACCCCAUUGACUGAUGGCCACGAUGACCUUCCUAUCUUCAUCCGGUCUUUUUUCAACAACAAGAUUUAUGCGGACAACUUCACCGUUCCUUUUACUCAAGGAGACCUCAAAGGUCAUGUUGAUCUGCCGCGACUUUCUAAGGGCAAGGUCGGCGGUACCUUUUGGAGUGUGUUUGUCCAGUGUCCUAAGAAUUGGGAGGAUUUCUCUGAUGCAACGUAUACAACGAGCAUUCGUCAAACAUUGGAACAAGUCGACCUCAUAUCACGACUAGCAAAGGCCUACCCUGGCACAUUUUCAUCACCUCCGAAUGGAACAACCGCUCUUCGAGCUUUCCUAGAUGGCAAGAUCAUUUCUCCUUAUGGGAUUGAGGGCCUGCACUCCAUCGGUAACUCCAUGGCUCUGUUGCGAGAUUUCUAUGACCUUGGGGUGUCAUACGCCACACUGACGCACAACUGCCAUAAUCGUUAUGCGGAUGCCGCUUUGACUGAACAGCCCGAUGGCAGUAUCAAAAAGGCCGUUCCGUACUGGCACGGGGUCAGUGAAGCUGGAAAGAAUCUCGUCUAUGAGAUGAACCGGAUGGGAAUGAUUGUCGAUCUGGCUCACGUCAGUGUGGACACUAUGCGAGACGUCCUCGGUGCCGGUAAGGGCAAUUGGUCCGGCAGUCGUGCGCCAGUAAUAUAUAGUCACAGCUCUGCUUACGCGAUCUGUCCCCAUCCUCGCAACGUUCCCGACGAUGUGUUAGAACUCGUCAAGGCAAAAGACUCGCUGGUUAUGGUCAACUUCUCGCCCAAUUUCAUCUCUUGUACUGCGUCGGACAACCCAGAUGAGUUACCAAAGACUGAUAUGGAGCAUGCUACUCUUGCAAGAGUUGCAGAUCACAUUAUGCACAUUGGAGAUCUGAUUGGCUUCGACCAUGUCGGUUUAGGUAGCGACUUUGACGGUAUCAUGACUGUUCCUCGAGGUCUAGAGGAUGUGUCUAAAUUCCCCGACUUAAUCGCAGAGCUUCUACGACGGGGUGUCAGUGAUAAGGAUGCUGCCAAGGUCGCGGGGGGUAACCUACUGCGUGUAUGGAAGCGAGUCGACAAGGUCGCCCUGCAGAUGCAAGGUGAGGGAGCUUUGCCAGCCGAAGACAAUACAGCCUAG
This is a messenger RNA of Aspergillus pseudoviridinutans, 1212 nucleotides long. RefSeq names its product putative dipeptidase. Gene Ontology annotation, biological process: proteolysis. The record is from RefSeq and is a predicted model, not a curated record. The coding region runs from base 1 to 1212 and encodes 403 amino acids. Gene Ontology annotation, molecular function: metallodipeptidase activity. The transcript is spliced from 3 exons. NCBI's taxonomy places the organism in Eukaryota, Fungi, Ascomycota, Eurotiomycetes, Eurotiales, Aspergillaceae.